AUGCUCUAUCUAUCUUGGACACCAGUUAUUUUAUCGGCUGUAAUCAUUACUGCAACUUGUCAGACUUUUCAGUACAGCCGCGGCUGGACUAACGGCAAGCGCGAUAUCGCUCCGAUUGGCUUCAAUAGUCAGGAUUUUAAGCCUGAUAAUUUUGAAACUAACAGUAUUAUUAGUAAUGAUAAUUUGCAUAAUAAUGACGGAACAGUUCAGUGCAAUUUGAGGAAAAUUAAAGUCCUUUUACAGGGAGAUCGCCGGGAACAGAUUUACUUGUGCAGACUGCUGGAAAUUCUCUCAAAAAUAAACAAAGAAGAUAAAUUACCCAUCCAUUAUCGACAUCCUAUUUUUGAGGCCAACGAUAUUGAUAAUUAA
This is a messenger RNA of Cotesia congregata, 369 nucleotides long. NCBI's taxonomy places the organism in Eukaryota, Metazoa, Arthropoda, Insecta, Hymenoptera, Braconidae. The record is from the annotation of a GenBank genome assembly.